This is a messenger RNA of Colletotrichum godetiae, 918 nucleotides long. RefSeq lists its product as uncharacterized. NCBI's taxonomy places the organism in Eukaryota, Fungi, Ascomycota, Sordariomycetes, Glomerellales, Glomerellaceae. The coding region runs from base 1 to 918 and encodes 305 amino acids. Gene Ontology annotation, cellular component: ribonuclease MRP complex. Gene Ontology annotation, biological process: nuclear-transcribed mRNA catabolic process, RNase MRP-dependent; maturation of 5.8S rRNA from tricistronic rRNA transcript (SSU-rRNA, 5.8S rRNA, LSU-rRNA). The transcript is spliced from 2 exons. The record is from RefSeq and is a predicted model, not a curated record. Gene Ontology annotation, molecular function: rRNA primary transcript binding.
AUGAAAACAACCGCCACCAACACAACCGCCGCAACAACAGCACCAGCACCAUCAUCGCCAGACGAAACAACCCCAAUCGCAACCCUAGUCCCCGUCCUCACCAUCCUCGACAGCUUCAACCACCGCAACAAGAACCAGCACCGCGUAGCCCGCUGGUGGUCCGCCUUUGACCGCCUCCGCCGCGCCGUCCGCCGCCUGCACGACGCCCUCGAAGCCCAAGCCCGUCACCGCCGCGCCCUUAGCUUCAAGUCCUCCUCCUCCUCGUUGAAGAAAAGGUCUAGCAGCAGCAGCGGCGGCAGCAGCAAACCCAUCGUCAGCAGCGCCGAACGUCGUCAGAAUGCGUUGGAUGAAGACGUCGCCGCCAGGGUGCGGAUGCUGCUCGAUUCCACCAUCCCCUCGUCCUUCUCAGCCUUUACACAACUAGCAGCAGACAACCAACACGCCGCUCUGGGCCUGGUACUCCUAGGUCUCUUAGCACGCAUCAACUCGGUCGUCACACUCCUGGCACCUGCACCUGCACCUACUCCUGCUCCUGCUCUUCGGUCCGAAAAGGCCACCCCAGCAAGCGAGUUCACUCCUACCUUUUCAUCAUCAUCGACGAGCAAAAUUGAUGCAGCAGUCGCCGUAGCAGAUGAGAGACGGCAGCAACAAUCCGAUUCAAAGGGUCUCGGCGUGGCCAUCUCUCGGGACCAGCUCAAGCUAGCUGCGAAACCUUUAGAUCACCACCACUCAUCAUCAUCGUCACGGAAUGCUGAUGAGUCGCCAGCUGCUAUCCCUCCAAAGAAGCGCAAGUUGACGACUGGCCCUCCUCUCGAGACCAAAGCUAGCAAGCCAGCAAAGGAGGACAAGCUAGUCAAGAAGAAGAAGAAGUCAAAAAAGACGGACGACUUUGGGGAUUUGUUCAGUUCCCUCAUGUAG